This is a messenger RNA of Triticum turgidum subsp. durum (durum wheat), 381 nucleotides long. The record is from the annotation of a GenBank genome assembly. Lineage: Eukaryota; Viridiplantae; Streptophyta; Magnoliopsida; Poales; Poaceae.
AUGGCACGCAACCGCCCGUCCCCACACGUCGCGUCGUCUUUUUUUUCAUCUAGCCGACGCCAUGUCGCCACGAAGCACCCGUCGCGCGGGUACAGCCCCGUCGCGCGGGCGGGUGUGACUCCAUUUAUGGUGUCUGCUCAGUCUGGUGAUGUUGCUACUGUCAAGUAUUUUCUUGAUCAUGGUGGUGAUCUUGUGAAAGCAGAUGACAAAGGGCGCACAGUUCUCCACCAUGCUGUGGGUAUAGAGUUCCUCCUGUCAAAAGGAGUGCCUAUUGACAUAGAUUGUGGCCAUGGAACACCACUCUUUUGGGCUGCUAAUAAUGAGCAGGAUAAGACAGUUAAGAUUUUGCUAGAGCACCAAAUGUAUAUGGCCUCUGCCUAA